Messenger RNA from Thlaspi arvense, 216 nucleotides. The record is from the annotation of a GenBank genome assembly. Lineage: Eukaryota; Viridiplantae; Streptophyta; Magnoliopsida; Brassicales; Brassicaceae.
AUGGCUCUCCAAAUCACUCUGUUUCCAAGCGCAGGGUUCACAGUUGGCUACACCGCGUAUCAUUGGGCUCUAAACGGAAAAAGCAUAGCCAUGUUCAUGCAUUCGUGGGCUUCCAUUUGCCGGAGCGGUGAGGACUCCGGUUUGCUACCGGAGCUCACGCCAGUCUACGACAGGACCUGUAUCAAAGACCCACUGAUCUCAAAGCAACUUACUUAA